Messenger RNA from Penicillium riverlandense, 1560 nucleotides. RefSeq lists its product as uncharacterized. The transcript is spliced from 2 exons. The record is from RefSeq and is a predicted model, not a curated record. The coding region runs from base 1 to 1560 and encodes 519 amino acids. NCBI's taxonomy places the organism in Eukaryota, Fungi, Ascomycota, Eurotiomycetes, Eurotiales, Aspergillaceae.
AUGGGUUUUGCUCACAUUUGCGUCAUCGCUCCCACGAUAUUGGCCGCUGUUCAUGCGAAAUCUGUUUCGCAGCACUCAUCUGUCUGCGGCAGUUUGGUCAGCACAGAUCUAAGUCCGGGAUACAACGUCUCAGAAGGAGUGGCGUUCCCACCCGGCAGUCUGAACUGCUCGGGUAUCAUCAACGAAUUGAGCCUCUGCCGAGUCCAAGGAACAGUCAGCUAUGGAUCGGAUGCUGCGCCUGACCCCAAUGGCCCCAAUACUCUCACCUGGGAACUGUAUUUGCCAAUAAGCUCCGAGUAUAAUGGUAGAUUCAUGACAGUGGGAGACGGUGGAUACGCCGGUGAGAUCGACGAGGCGACGAUGAUGACCCAACUCAACCUGGGAUAUGCAGUUGCUGGGUGUGACAGUGGCCAUUCGCUCGCUGCUAGUGGGAACACCACAUAUGCUCCGUUCCUUGCUGACAAGGCAGAAGUGAAAGCCUGGAUCCACAACUCCAUUGCCAUGAUCACAGAGAUCACUCGGUACUUGACCACGAAAUACUACGCCCAGAGCCCGAAAUUCAGCUACUACUACGGUUGCUCUACUGGUGGCGGCCAGGGGUACGCCUUGGCCCAGUACCAUCCGGAAUUGUUCGAUGGGAUCUAUGCUGGAAGCCCUGGGAACUGGUAUAGCCACUUGAUCCUCAGUUUCCUUUGGAACGGGCUGCACACGCAGGGGAGUGGAUACAUGAGCCAGGAUGUCUUGAAUUUCAUUACCAAAAGUGUAUUGUCCGCCUGUGAUUCCCUCGACGGGGUUGUCGACGGGCUAAUUGAGAAUCCCCUGCGCUGCGAUUACAACGUCACUCAACUGAAGUGCACAUCCGGCCAGAGUCCUGCUAGUGCUAACGGGACCGUGGUAUGUCUCACUUCUGACCAAGUCCAAGCCGCUCUGGCCAUAUAUGCCGGCCCUAAAAACGUGGUCACUGGCGAUGAGGUCUAUCCAGGGAUGAGCAUGGGCUCAGAAAAUGGUUGGCUUUAUCAAGAAACAACUCUGUAUGAGACCUAUUCCGCACUCAUACUGAAGGAGCUCGUCUUCGACAACCUGAGCUACAAUGUCUCCAACUUCAACUGGGGUACGGACGUCUUCGAGGUCGACAAGAUCGCGUCGCCUUUAAUUGAUGAGAUAUCCUCGGACCUCUCCAAGUUCCGCAAUCAUGGUGGAAAGUUGAUCACCACCCAAGGCUGGGCAGAUCAGUUCAACGCGGCCCUUUGGCCCAUCCAACACCUUAAACAGAUUCAGGCAACGAUGGGGAAAGUAAAUGUCGCCGAUUUCAUAGAGGUGUUCAUGGUUCCCGGGGCCGGUCAUUGCGGCGCAAAUCCUGAAUAUCCGCAUGUCCCAGGGACGUACAAGAUUCUGGACGUGCUGAUUCCGUGGGUUGAGCAAGGGAUCCGUCCGACCCAGAUGCUGAGCACAACUCCUCUGGAUGGAACCAACACCACGCGUAAACUUUGCCCAUGGCCGGAAAAUGCAAGAUAUGUGCAGGGGGAUAUCGACGACUGGACUUCCUACAUUUGUGCCUAG